CACGAGAAUCAUCAAUUGCGCCAACGACACCGUUCUAGCCAGGUGUAAUCAAGACUAAAUUGUUCCGUCCAGCUUUCGCCAUGUCGAAGCUAUUCAUUGGAGGCCUUGCGUGGCACACCGACGACCAGGCUCUCCGCCAGAAGUUCGAGGAGUUCGGCGCUGUCGAGGAAGCCGUCGUCGUCAAGGACCGCGACACCGGCCGCAGCAGGGGCUUCGGCUUCGUUCGUUUCGCCAGCGAUGAAGAGGCUUCCAUGGCCCAGAGCUCCAUGAACGACCAAGAGUUUGAUGGACGUAGGAUCCGCGUCGACAAGGCUUCCGAGCGUGGUGGCGGCGGAGGCGGCGGCGGAGGUCGCGGCGGCUACGGCGGAGGAGGAGGCGGCUACGGUGGUGGUGGCGGCCGAGGAUACAGCGGCGGCGGUGGCGGCUACGGCGGUCAGCAAGGAGGCUACGGCGGCGGCCAAGGUGGUUACGGUGGCGGCCAGUCUGGCGGCUCAUCUUGGGGACGUUCCCAGGGUGGCGGCGGCGGCGGUUACGGUGGCCAGAGCCAGGGCGGCUACGGCGGACAAGAGGGUGGUCAGGGUGGUGGCCAGCAGUACUAGACUCUCUUGACGAACCCUGUCCCACGACUCAUGAUCUCAUGCUUCAUCAGAUAACGGAACGUACGCAUUCGGUAGCGGGAGGGGGAGAUUUGCUGUGGUCUGCAUUUUGCCUUGGGCGGCAGUGGCCGUUGAGGCUUUUCUGACUCGACCGGACACUGGUAUUCCCAUAGGCUUUCCGGUUAUGCGUUGACCUACCUAAGGCAGUAGGGGUGGGUGGUACUGACGAGAUGAUUAUACCCAUGAAUCAGGAUGUGCUGCUACUCUGUACUAGUCUCGCGUUGCUUUACUCGACACUCUCUAUGGCUUUCUUUAGUUAUUGCGUAUCAAAAAGCUGUGUGCACUUACUUAUAUUGCCAUUGGUGCUCGGACUUAU
Messenger RNA from Dothidotthia symphoricarpi CBS 119687, 972 nucleotides. RefSeq names its product RNA-binding domain-containing protein. The record is from RefSeq and is a predicted model, not a curated record. NCBI's taxonomy places the organism in Eukaryota, Fungi, Ascomycota, Dothideomycetes, Pleosporales, Dothidotthiaceae. Bases 81 to 599 code for a protein of 172 amino acids. The transcript is spliced from 6 exons. Gene Ontology annotation, molecular function: RNA binding.